CCGUUUUACACGGAAAAAAAUGCAAGAAUAGGAUUAGGCCGAAUAGCGUGUUUACAAACUCCUUUCCUGUUUAAAAAAUCACAGCAUAAACAAAACAUGGCUAGCAAAACGUCAACGUCAAACUCGGGCGCUCGGCCGCUGGCGGCGGUCACGGAAACUUUGUUUUGAAUUAAAAUGUUCAAAUUACCGUUAAGAAAAUUGUAUUUUCUAGUGAAGCUAUGUUUUCUAUUCGUGAUAGUUUUAGUUACUUUGAGUUUAUUCGAAUACUGGCGCGGAGGAAGACGCGCUACGCGAGCGGUUAUACUGGACCCCGGCGAAGAUCUUUACGAGAGGCAGAUCCUCGAGGAUGAGGCUCGGAUAAUCCCUGGCUUGGGCGAGGGCGGCAAGCCUGCGUACCUCACCGGCGAGGACAAGCGGUUAGGAGAAGAAACGGAGAAGAAAUACGCCGUUAACACUUACUUGAGCGAUCGCAUCGCCUACAACAGAACUUUAAAAGAUUUCCGUAAUCCAGCGUGCGAGCGCAUCACGUACGACGCGGAACUGCCUUCCGCUUCUGUCAUCAUCAUCUUCCACAACGAGCCAUAUUCUGUCGUCAUUAGAACGAUAUGGAGCGUCCUGAACACGGCGCGGCGCGACCAGCCGUGGCAUCGCCGCGCCAACUACCUCGAGCGCGGCACGGGGCGCAUCAUGAAACUCGGCUACCCCGGUCAACCCGAGGACUCGGAGCACGUGUACCUGAAGGAGAUCAUCCUCGUGGACGACAACUCCACCCUGCCCGAGCUGCGCGGCAAGCUGGCGCGCUACAUCAGCACCAGGCUCCCCCCCGACAUGGUGCGCGUGCUGCGCCUCCCUGACAGGAUAGGGCUGACUCGCGCCCGGCUGGCCGGCGCCCGCUACGCCGGCGGCGACGUCCUGAUCUUCCUCGACUCGCACUGCGAGGGCGUCGCCGACUGGAUGCGGCCCAUGCUGCAGCGGAUCAAGGACGCGCCGACGGCCGUCGUCAUGCCCAUUAUAGACGUGAUCGGCCACAAGGACUUCCUCUAUAGCGUGCAGGACCCCGCCAUAUUUCAGGUCGGCGGGUUCACGUUCGUGGGGCACUUCACGUGGAUCGAGGUUCCGGAGCGGGAGAAGAAACGUCGCGGGUCCGACAUCGCCCCGACAUGGUCCCCGACCAUGGCGGGCGGUCUGUUCGCGAUCCGGCGCGAGUACUACUGGGAGCUCGGAGCGUACGACGAGCAGAUGGCCGGCUGGGGGGGGGAGAACCUCGAGAUGAGCUUCCGCAUCUGGCAGUGUGGCGGCACCUUAGAAACGAUCCCUUGCUCCCGUGUCGGUCACGUAUUCCGUGCCUUCCACCCUUACGGUCUGCCGGCCAACAGCGACACGCACGGAAUCAAUACAGCGCGUAUGGCCGAAGUGUGGAUGGAUGACUACGCAGAACUGUUCUACCUGCACCGGCCUGAUCUACGAAAAAGCCCAAAAAUCGGGGACGUCACCCAUCGCAAGAUCCUUCGAGAGAAACUCCACUGCAAGAGCUUCCAAUGGUACCUCGACAACGUUUACCAGGAGAAGUACGUGCCCGUGCGUGACUCGCAGGCAUUCGGCAGAGUUUCUAACGCGGCAACGAACCUAUGCCUCGACUCAAUGCAGCGCGAGGGAGAGGCGACGCCGCUCGGCUUCUAUCCUUGUCACCCAAAGCUGAUCGACACGCAGUUCCUGUCUCUGUCACUCGCGGGGCAGCUGAGAGACGAAGAGAGAUGCGCUGAAAUACAGUUCAUGAGGGACGCGCACCUCUCGGGGGAGGACGAGAGCGCCGCGCGGGUCGUCGUCAUGGUCGGCUGCCGGGACAAACCUGCUCAUAACAAAAUGCGAUGGCGGCACAUAGCCGCCACGGGGCAGCUACAGCACGUGGACAGCGGGCUGUGCGUGGACGCGCGCGGCGCCCGCGCCGGCGACGACGCGCGCGCGCGCCCGUGCGUCUCGGACGACGCGCCCUCGCAGAGGUGGGCGUUCGAUUAUGAUGGAGAGGAUUCACGUCCUGGAGUACUGCCUGCAGAGUUAGAGCAGCAUCUUAGCAAAAUAAAAAAGGCACAUAGCAGCCGCAAGUCUCGCUCGCUCCUGGCCGAGUCGGCGGAGGAGGGGGAGGCGUCCCCCCCUCCCGCGCCGCGCGUCAAGCGUCGCCGCCGCACCAAGAGGAAACAGAAGCGGAGCCACAAGAACAAGUUCAUCGUGAGGGUGGAGCGCACCCUGAGGAACAGCAGCGUGGAACAUCUGGAGAUGGACAUACACUGCAAGCACCGCAGGCUGUACCCCAACAACAGCUUCGUCAGGGACCUGGUCACCAUCCUCAAUGAUAAGGAUAUACGGGUGAUAAACAACGGGCGCGUGUUCGAGAAGAACAAGGUCACUGACCUCAAGGGCCACCCGCACCACAAGGAACGCGCCCUGACCUCGACAGAGCCCGACAAAGGAUCGCCGGAAGCCAUCACCGGAAAGCCGUUGACGAGCCAGCCCCCCGCGCCGCUGAGCACGCUCCACUCGGACCUGGACGACGACGUCGGUGUGCCCACUACAGAGUUCACCAAGCCAAAGAAGCGGCACCACAAGAAACACUUCGAGAAGCGCGCGGAGGAGCGCCCCGAACACUCGCUGCUGCUCGGCGACGACACCGGAGACCAAGUGGCUAUCGGCGGCUUAAACCACACCGAAGCGAAGCUGCGGGCCGCCGGGCGCUCCGGCGCUGAAUCCCAGGAGGAGCCAGACUCGCACGGACAGACGCACCGCCCGUGGCCUUCGAGCGAGCAAGAGUUUUACGUUAACAGCACGUCCCCCGACAGCGUCGAGAUCCAUCUCACACACACGGACAAAGCGAGGGACAAGGACAAGCGGGAAGACAGAGACGAUAGGGACACGGACAACAGGGACAGCACACACAAGGACAAUAACAAGGCGCGCUCGGAGGCCAUCGCGCGGCACGCGGCCGUGUACGAGUUCAAGAAGGUCACCGAGGAGCGGAGGCGCAAGGAGCGGCGCGGGGGGAAGACCAGGGCACAGAUGCUGAGCGAGAAACAAGGCAAAGCGUUGGAAGAGAACCACUCGUGGCCCCCCUCGCGCCACUCCUCAGACCACCACGCCGCGGACGCCGACCGUGACUCGGUGGAGAAGGACCCGUGGGAACCGUGGGGGCCGCGCGAGGAUGACACCGGACAUGUAAUUGAUGCGGCCUCGCCUGAUGUGGUGGUGGACACCAGGAAGCACCUCUCGAACGAUCCCCACGACGCAGUGGACAAACUGGUCUUCAACGACGUGUGGGAGGAUAACCGGCCCAGGGACCCGCGCGUCACCGAGCUGACGAGGCAGGUUAUGAUGGACUACGACGAGCCCUCGCAACAGCCGACUCCAUCGCCGCCGGGGCGUGGGCGGGGGCCGGACGGCGCCGUCUUGCACGGCCGCGACGCGCCCGACACGAGAGACCCCGACACGCGCGGCCGCGACGUGCCCGACACGAGAGGCCCCGACACGCGCGGCCGCGACGUGCCCGACACGAGAGGCCCCGACACGCGCGGCCGCGACGUGCCCGACACGAGAGGCCCCGACACGCGCGGCCGCGAUGUGCCCGACACGAGAGGCCCCGACGCGCCCGACGCCGGCAGGGGCAAGCCGCUGCGGCUGCGCGUCAAGAGCAACAUGACCUUCAAUCUGGGGGAUGAGCUGCUCAGCUGGCGGCGGAUGAAGAUGGCCGGAGCAGAGUCGGAGUCGGAAAGCGCGUCCGACGACGAGACCGGCUCACGGUCACUAUAGCGAGCGCCGAACACACCUACAGUCGUCCACCUCUAGCAGCAUGGCAGAUGUGAACCCUUUCAUCGCGUUUUUCAUCACAUUUCCUGCGUUAUCUCAGUGACUGUGUCUCGAAUAUUUUGUUUUAAUUGCUGAAGGUUCAUUGGCCUGUUAGCAUAGACAUGUCCCUUUAGAUAGCCCCACAGAAAAAAAGUCAGGAGCUGUUAGAUCAGGCGAUCUUGGGGGCCGUUUCUCGAAAUGAAUUGACCGGGAAACGUUCUUUUUAAUGUUUCUAAGAACAUAAUUAAAACACGUUGUUCAGUCGUAGAACGCUCCAUAACAAAUUUGCCGUAUCUACACAAAGUAAUUUUCAUGCAACAACUGUCAUAUUUGCCGCUAAAACAAAAUGGCGACAAAAAGAAGUUGUACACCUCCAAGUUGGCCACCCUGUAUAAUAAAGUCUGACAUUAAGUUACCCCUUUGCCCGGCAAAGACGUCAUCUGACGCGCGCAUGCAGCUACAGCCCAGCCAAUAUCAACUCAUAGUAUUCCGACAGCCCACGAUAACGCGCCACAUACAUACGGUAGGCGUGGCGUUCAAAGACGUAAUCUGACGCGCGCAUGCAGCUACAGCCCAGCAAAUAUCGACGCAUAGUAUUCCGACAGCCCACGAUGACGCGCCACAUACAUACGGUAGGCGUGGGCGUGGCGUUCAAAGACGUCAUCUGACGCGCGCAUGCAGCUACAGCCCAGCCAAUAUCAACGCAUAGUAUUCCGACAGCCCACGAUGACGCGCCACAUACAUACGGUAGGCGUGGGCGUGGCGUUCAAAGACGUCAUCUGACGCGCGCUUGCAGCUACAGCCCAGCCAAUAUCAACGCAUAGUAUUCCGACAGACCCGAUGACGCGCAACAUACUCGUACAUACGGUAGGCGUGGGCGUGGCGUUCAAAGACGUCAUCUGACGCGCGCAUGCAGCUACAGCCCAGCCAAUAUCAACGCAUAGUAUUCCGACAGCCCACGAUGUCGCGCCACAUACAUACGGUAGGCGUGGGCGUGGGGCGUGGUGUUCAAAGGGUCAAGCAAGAUUGUCUGACUUUCGGGGAGAAAUUAUUACUUAUCUUAUUAGUGCAGAACAAUCCAGGUGAAUUGUAAAUCUCUAGAACGGUAGAAAAAUGCGUGGUGUGUGGUUGCGGACAGCCGAGCGUGACACACGUUACGUACCUUACCUACUGAAUUAGCUAUAUUUAUAAAUUAGUUUAGCCCUAAUAAAUUUAUUUAUAAUGCGUUAUUUUAAAUUAUAAACUUUCUUUCAUAAUAAAAUAAAUAAAUAAACCUAUU
This is a messenger RNA of Cydia splendana, 5113 nucleotides long. RefSeq lists its product as uncharacterized. Gene Ontology annotation, cellular component: Golgi apparatus. Gene Ontology annotation, molecular function: polypeptide N-acetylgalactosaminyltransferase activity. Gene Ontology annotation, biological process: protein O-linked glycosylation. The transcript is spliced from 26 exons. The record is from RefSeq and is a predicted model, not a curated record. Bases 175 to 3798 code for a protein of 1207 amino acids. Lineage: Eukaryota; Metazoa; Arthropoda; Insecta; Lepidoptera; Tortricidae.